GGGGCACGGCCAGGGAGCGGGGGCUUCAGGCCAGCGGGGAGAGGAGGGGUCUUUUCUCCCCGGGGGAAGAGGCGACCGUCGAGCAGGAGCCUUCCCCACCUCUGGAAGGAAAGUUACCAACUUUGGAAAAGUUUUUGUUUGUUGGGGGGGGGAGUCUUUCUCCGAAGGGGGAGCUGCGGGAAGGGGGAUCAGGGCUCCGGCUGGGGGUCCCUCUUAGAAGGCGCCUGGAUUAGCCUUCGCCUGCCCCCUCCCCACUUGGCUGCCGGGGGAUGCUCUGGCAGGGAGGCGGCGGCGGCGGCGGGCUGCGCCUCUUCUUCCCCUUCGUGGCGGGAGUGCUGCUGCUCUUGCGACAGGCGCUGCCGGGCGCGGGCGCGGUGUCGGGGUCGCCGUCGGAGCUGCGGGUCCGCGUCCGGCUCCCCGAUGGGCAGGUGACGGAGGAGAGCCUGCAGGCGGACAGCGGGGCGGACUGCGUCACCCUGGAGCUGCGCAAGGGCGACGGGACCCUCAUCACCCUCACGGCCGAUUUCAAACAGGAGGUGAAGAUUUUCCGAGCCCUGAUCCUUGGAGAACUGGAACGGGGCCAGAGCCAGUUCCAGGCCCUCUGCUUUGUCACCAGGCUCCACCGCAACGAGAUCAUCCCUAGCGAGUCCAUGGCCAAGCUAAGACAGAAAAACCCACGGACAGUGCGACAGGCUGAGGAGGUGCGCGCCCUUGAGCAUCUCAGCAUGGACGUGGCUGUCAACUUCAGCAAAGGGGCCCAGCUCAGUUCCCAUAUCUACAACAUCUGUUCCGAAGCCAAAGAGGCCAUCUACACCCGGGAAGAGGAUGCGAAGUUCUGGUUGGAGAAAGAAGUGGACGGCUCCAUGUUUGAGGUCCUGCCCCAGUCGGCCGACCUUCCCGACUUGCAGCGAUGCCGGCUCUGCGCAGAUCGUUGGAAGCCUUGCAUUUGCACCUAUGCGCUAAGCAUCGAGUGGUAUCCCUGCAUGCUCAAGUACUGCAAGAGCCGCGAUGCCACUGGGAAGGUCUCCUCCUACAAGUGUGGCAUCCGCAGUUGCCAGAAGGGCUACAGCUUUGACUACUACGUGCCGCAAAAGCAACUCUGCCUUUGGGAUGAGGAGACCUAGCCGGGCCCCUGGGUGGCCAUUUUUGCACCAUCAGUGCUUCCCUUCCACCUCUCUUCAUGUGGGUCUGGGUCGUGCUACCAAGAUGGCUGCCCAGUAAAGGGGGGAAGAGGCAGGGGCCGGACAGCAGCGCCCGUCAGGUCUUUGUACGAGUCUGUCCAACUCCUUGGCUGCUCAGCAGCGAACUCCUUCAGACUUGUGGGCGCAGGUUACGUUUGACUGCAACGUUGUCCAAGACGAAGAUCUGUUCAGUCUCGGGCUCUUGAGUUGGAGCUGUUGGUCUCAGGGCCCCCUCACACACACCUCUUCACCAUUGGCUGUCGUGACUUCUUCGGUUUCCCGACAACCGAAAUUGAACUGUGUCCCACUGCUGUUUCAUUUAAUCAAGAAAAGAGAAUGGAGGCUUUUCCUUGACAAUCUUCCAGAAAGAAUUUGAGACCAGACGGGUAUCGGGGUUCCUCCAAGCUUCACACUUUUUAUGCGUGUUUCAUCAGCUCAGGCGUGGGGUAGAGUGGGGACUUGAACCUGUGACCUCUGGAUCAAAGUGCAUGAGUUUAGAAAGUGGCUGCCUGGGUCAACCAGCAGAGGGAGACAAAGAGGCACAGCAAGUUGGCUGCUCCACCUUAUUAACAGAAAACUCUUGUGAUGAGGCAUCCCAGUUGGCGUCUAAGUAGAGGCAGACGUGGGGUGCUCCUCUACUCUGCUUCUCCCCCAUAAUCUUUGUAGGAAGAUCACAGAAUAACAGGACUGAUCCCCUGGAAACAAUUCCUCAUUUCCCAGCAAUGGCACACCUCCACCUAAUAACCAAUGCCUUUGCAUUUUAAUUAAUGGGCAACACAGCCUCUGCAGGAUUCAGCAUCAUGGCUAUACCAUACUGUGCCCAGCCUAUGCCCCUGGAGCAAGGAGUGAAAGAGCAUCACUGAGCCCUUCCCCACGAUCCUGUUUAGCUUUCUGGUACUGGGUCCUCCCCAGUAGGAAGGUACAACAAUCAGGCUCCAGUUAAAGUACUUGUUCUCCAUCCUUGCUGUCGUAUAUCUUCCAGUGACCGGGGAACAGUGGAUAACUAGGAGCUAAAGCAGGGUGGGGAGCCCGUGGCCUGCCGGAUUUUGUUGGGUUCCAACUCCCAUCAGCCCUGGCCAGCAAAGGCAAUGGCCAGGAAUGGUGGGAGCUGAAGUCCAACAGCAUCUGGAGGGCCACAGAAAUAUGGGAAAGGAAGCAUAAAGAAGUCCCAGGGUAGCCAACAUGGUGCUCUCUGGAUGAUUCGGACACCAUCUCCCUUCAGGCCCAGGCAACAUGGCCAACGGCCAGUGAUUAUGGGAAUGGUAGAAGGGCCGCCAUCUCCGGGUUUCAUCACCAGGGUUUCUCGCCCUGAGCUAACAGAUGCCAGUGAACGAGGCAGAGGCCUGCCCAGUGUGUUUCUGUUUCGAGAUCCAAUGCCCCGGUGCCUUUUUGCUCAUUAACCAAAAGCAACAUGCCUGUGUGUUUCUGUAUGCCACAGUCUCCCAAAAUGUGAUGGGGUGAACUGAUGACAAUCCCGGUUUUUAAAGUGCCUGCAGUGGUUAGACCAAAGGGGAGCAAGUAGGCGUGGGGAUAUGGGAUGGCCAGCCGGCAGCGCGGGUGUUGGAAGUGGCACGUGCUGCAGGGAUGUGUGGGCUUGCCUGGGUAGGAAGAGGAGGGCCUGAUUAAGGCAUGGAACUGGUUCCCCUAUGCUACUGCCCAGUGCCUCCCCCGCACGGUGCCUGCUCCCCACCUCAAGGGCAGAACAAUCCAACCCCCCUUUGGGAUGGGAUGGGGGAGAUUUAGGAUUGCAGCGAAACCACAUGAAGACGUGGUGGAGCUGGUUACCUGUGUGUACUACGGGAUGUGCACAUUGAAUGCAUACAUUGGACUUGUGAGCAGCUGGACAAAAAGGUUGGUAGCCGCAGCCGCAUGUUCCAUCCCCACCACCUCUGGGGAAACCGUUCCCUGCUCCUACUCCUUAGUUUCCCUUUAUUUAUAAAAUGUAACGGGAAAGUGGUGGCAGUCUGGUCAAUCUUACAGCACAACGCACAAGGCUGAGAUGACUUGUUAUCUAGGCCUUUUCCAUCCCUUCCCCCCCCCAGAUGGAUAUACAGAAGGCCAGUUUGCCAAGUGGUCAUUUACCACUUAGGGGAGGGGUUAGAUGUUGUUGGACUCCACCUCCCAAUAUCCCUGACGAUUGGCCGUGCAGGCGGGGGCUGAUGGGAGUUGAAGUCCAACCACAUCUGCAGGGCACCUUGUUGUCUGCCGCUGCCCACGGUGUCUGUAUAGCCACUUGGUUAUCCAACACUCCUAUUGAUCGUUGAGUAGGAUUUUAGCACGUGUCUCACUAAGAUUCGUAGUAAAGUGGCUAUUGGUGCAUUGACCCACAACAAUGGCAGAAAGUACAUAAGAGGAGCCCUGCUGGUUCAUACCAAAGGUCCAUGUGGUCCAGCAUCGGUCUUCCCACAGUGACCAGUCAGAUGCCUCCAAAGAGCCCACAAGCAGGGCUUGAAGACAAUAGCCCUGUUGCUCAUAACCAAUAGGUACUCAUUGACAUUCUGCCUGUAACCAAGCAGGUAACAUAUAGGCAGCACUGCUAGAUCCAUCCUCCAUUACUUUGUCUUAUUCCCUUUUAAAGCCAUCUUAGCCAGGAGCCAUUGCUGACACCUGGUAGCAGGGAGUUCCACAAGUUAGUGAUUUUUGUGUGACCAAGUAAGCAGAAAUCUUAAUUAACAUUCUGUGAGGACCCCAAAAUUUUGUUUGGAAAGUAUUGCCAUAUUUUCUUUCUGAAAGGGUUCGCGUGCCCUUUCACAGGCAGGAAUUAAAAAGGCUCACCUUUCCCCUCCAUGGAGAUGCGGUAGUGAUGGAGCAGCUUUACCCAUUUGAUUUCUGCUUGUCAUGCAGCUGCCUGAAGGCACAGAGGUGCUGGCAGGGAAAAAGGGUGGGCAGCCACAUUUUGGGGGGCAAAACCCCCACCAUAUUGGCUCCCCUUUGUUGAUGCCUCCUUGUCGGAAGGCAGAGCUGGGGUCCCAAUCCCGGGGAGCUGGAUCCCGGAGAGUUGGGAGAAGAGUAUUCAGAUGGAUGGCAGAGGGAAGGGGGAGGAACUUCCCCCCUUUGGAGCGAAGACGAAACAGAGGAACUGCCAGUGAUAAGGUCGCUUAGCAACGGGGAGCCUGAGCCCUCCCUGGACAUUCUCACGCCUCCCCCUCUUUCAGGCUCAGAGCAAGAGGGGAAAGAGGGAGGGCUGCUCACAGCCGAAAAGCGGGGAGGCAGUUUACCAUCAGCCCCUCCCCUUUCCCCCAUCCUGGAAUCGGAAACUUCAGAAGAGGAGGGGGUGAUGCUUCCCCCCUCACCGCGCACACGCAGACAGCUGAAAAGACAGGAGAGAAGGGGGGGAAGGCGGGCAGUACCUGAGGGGCAGUUA
This is a messenger RNA of Rhineura floridana, 4545 nucleotides long. It is a transcript of the gene OAF, whose product is annotated as out at first homolog. The coding region runs from base 270 to 1124 and encodes 284 amino acids. The record is from RefSeq and is a predicted model, not a curated record. The transcript has 4 exons. Lineage: Eukaryota; Metazoa; Chordata; Lepidosauria; Squamata; Rhineuridae.